Molecule: messenger RNA, 3279 nt
Organism: Lethenteron reissneri (Far Eastern brook lamprey)
Lineage: Eukaryota; Metazoa; Chordata; Hyperoartia; Petromyzontiformes; Petromyzontidae
Product: tropomodulin-1-like
Biological process (GO): actin filament organization; muscle contraction; pointed-end actin filament capping
Cellular component (GO): striated muscle thin filament; myofibril; cytoskeleton
Molecular function (GO): tropomyosin binding
Source: RefSeq, a predicted model, not a curated record
CGGGAGAUGAUGAGGAGGAGGGGAGUGGAGUGGAGACCACGGGGAGACUUUGCCGAGGUCACGGCUACAGCAGCGACUGCAGCAGCAGCAACAGGAGGGACUACAGCUUUGGCAGCAGCAGGAGUAACAUCGCCACCAUCAUCAUCAGCAGCAGCAAGCACCUCCAGCCGUUGCCUCCAGCGCUCCUCCUCCCGUGCGUGGCCGAGGGCGGUAGAGACGUGACCUGCAGGCCGUCUCUGUAUUUCUGGUUCCGGUCGCCGGCCGGCCUCUCGCUCGCCCGCCCGCCGUGAGGAGGAGGAGGAGUUGCCGUAGCGGUGGUAGUGGUACCCGGAGUCACCAUGGCGACGUCGCUGCUCAAGAACAUGGACAAGUACCGCGACGUGGACGAGGACCAGCUGCUCGGGGACCUCACGGAGGACGAGCUCCAGCGGCUCACGGACGAGCUCGAGGAGAUGGACCCGGAGAACGUAGGCCUGCCCGCCGGCAUGCGACAGAAAGACCAGACCAAGAAGGAUCCGACGGGGCCGUUCAAGCGGGACAAUCUCCUCGCGCACCUGGAGAAGGAGGCCAAGGAGGUGGAGGACAAGGAAGAUCUGGUGCCCUUCAUCGGAGAGAAGAAAGGCAAGGCGUACAUUGCGCCGGAUAAGCCCUAUCACCCGCUCGACGACCAGGUCACGCUGGAGCCAGAACUGGAGGAGGCCCUCUCAAGCGCCUCGGAGGCCGAGAUCUGUGACAUUGCAGCCAUCCUGGGGAUGUACACGCUGAUGAGUAACAAGCAGUACUAUGAGGCCCUCGGGAGCAGCACCAUCGUCAACAAGGAGGGCCUCAACAGUGUGGUUAAACCGGACGAGUACAAGUCUGUCCCGGACGAGCCCCCAAACCCCACCGACGUGGACACCACCCUCGAGAAGGUGAAGAGCAACGACUCCAGCGUGGACGAGAUCAACCUCAACAAUAUCCAGAAUAUCCCGGUGCACGUGCUGAAAGAGUACGCAGAGGCCCUGAAAGACAACACCCACGUCAAAAAGUUCAGCAUCGUGGCCACAAAAAGCAAUGACCCUGUGGCGUUCGCCCUCGCCGAGGCGCUCGCAGUGAACCGCUCCCUCAAGAGCCUCAAUCUGGAGUCCAACUUCAUGACGGGCGCCGGCAUCUUGGCCAUCGUCGAGUCCCUCAAGAACAACGACAGCCUCACUGAGCUGAAGAUCGACAACCAGCGGCAGCAGCUGGGCAACCAGGUGGAGAUGCGGAUCGCCGAGAUGCUGGAGGGAAACCAGACCCUGCUGAAGUUUGGCUACCACUUCAUGCAGCAGGGCCCACGCACGCGCGCCUCCAUGGCCAUCACCAAGAACAACGACCUGGUUCGCAGGAAGCGCAUUGGGGUCCCCUCGUCGCCCACGGGCGUCUGAGCUGCGCGGUGGAGCCUUCCGUUUCCACCCAAGGCCAGACUGAGCCACGGAAAUCUCGUUUUAAAAUGUGUUUUUUUUUUGUAAACUCAUCUCUGGUUCCGCUGCGUUGGUGACAGGGCUGCGGCCGAUGCGUUUUAUGCAGCCAGAGAACUAACUCGCACGACGGCGGCGGCUCUUCAAUUCGAACGGUAUCCCCCUCCCCCCUACUCCAUGCCGGUACGCAAAUUUACCUUGAAAGCAACAACUAAUGUCACAUGCACAGCGUUAUAUUCAUUACCUGUGCACGCUACGGCGCACAGGUAAUGAAUAUGGUGUAGCGAAGCAGCCGUUCUUCCGCGUAGUGUGUUUGCGCCGGCGUUUGCUUGCUAGCGGUGUGCGUUGAAAGCCAAGUGUGUUCACGUUGCGCUGUGUGUUUUAGCCACUGAGCUUGCGUGCGCAAUUGAGAUCGUCCUGGGGAGGAAGCGAAUGUCGAAUUUGCCGAUACAGGUCGGUGCUCUGCUGGUUAUGCUUAUCGGGCACCUUGCAGCUGCCGUGCCCUGUAGAGGUCAUUUAAGAGCGGCUGCCUAUCCUACUGCGUAGGUAAUCGCGGUUGUGCCGUACAGCCAGCGCAACCCGACGUGUCUUCGGUUUGCACCGCGUACCAUCAGGCGUGACGGCCGACGUUUCGCCGCACACGCUGGGGGCUUUUCUGGGAACCUAACUGAAUUCUGAAAUUCAGUUCCCGUUCGAUCUCCCAACGCGUGCAGCGUGGCGGCAGACGUCGUACCGAACGGUGCGUGCAGUGAAACCCGAAAAGCACAUUGGGGAGCGGCUGCGCGUCUGUUGCUCGCACGGAUGUCGCGGCGGCCGCACCUGGCGCGGCGCAUCUCAGGUCGCCUUGCCACUUGGGCGGCCGUGCCCCCCCCCCCGCCAGGUGAAGGGUCUCGCUUGAGCCCCCCGAGGCUGAAAUGAGGAAACGAAACAUCCGCGAGCAUCUCGACCGCAUGGUCUGAGAAAGAGCUUAGUAGCUCCACGGAUUCCUCCGGUUUAAAUGAAGAUUAUGAUUCUGAAAGAUUCUGUAUCGUAUGGAGGCCAAGUUGGCCUUCACGUUCGGUGACACGAGCAUUAUGAAUGGGACGUAGGCCACUGCGUAGGUGUUCGCCGUUGCGUUGUCAAGCCGUCCACCACGUGCUUCUAGGUCGUCAUGCGUGUGGGGUGCGGCAUGAUGUCCGACGAUUCGCUCCGAGUGUCGGGACCUGAAGAACUGAAGAAAGCUGCCCAGCUCCACAGGAGCGAAACUACGGCCCCGUCGUUUGGCAAACAACGCACGGUUCAACCCGAAAACACAUCGGAGAGCCAGGAGGCGCGGACUCGCAUCGCUGAUGCCGUGGGCUGCAGGUAUUCCCCGCACAAAAUGUUCACGUUUUAUUCUUCUAACGUGCCCAGCGCUGUGGUUUUGCGUGGCGAUUAUCUACGUUGUCCUCUCUCGAUGACGACGCAAGCCUCGGCGCAGGAUUUCUCUUCGGUUCGGAAUUUACGACCCCCGCCAGAGCGGCCGCGGGAGUUAAGAUCUGCGUCCUCCCCCAUGCUGCCUCCGACCCAGCAGCGUCGACACAAAGCGUGGGAAGAAAUGGCGAGCAACGGCAGCGGCCGCGUCGUUCUCGUCCCGUGGGCUUCGUGUCUUUGUUGCUGUUCAUCAGUGGAACAUGGUGCGCUAGCGUGCCGGGCGAUGGGGCUGCUACCGCCCUUCCUCGCUUGUCCCUGGUGGAACCGGCGCUCGCUCACUCGCUCGGAGUCGCGAUGUUGUUACCGACGUUGGUAGAGAUGUACACGCGCCCAGCGCGUCUUCCUGCACAGUGCUCGCGUUUGCCAAAUACAGUUCCUUUUAAAACAA